Messenger RNA from Pochonia chlamydosporia 170, 594 nucleotides. Its product is annotated as NUDIX domain-containing protein. The record is from RefSeq and is a predicted model, not a curated record. Lineage: Eukaryota; Fungi; Ascomycota; Sordariomycetes; Hypocreales; Clavicipitaceae. The transcript has a single exon. The coding region runs from base 1 to 594 and encodes 197 amino acids.
AUGUCCGCUCACCAACCCCCUCCGUCGUUGGAUCAAUGGACCAGCGACGAAUCUGUUGCACCCUUUCGCAUCCCCGUCAAAGAAUACCUCGCAACGCACGCCGAAAUCGACGGCGUUGCCAUUGGGGCACUCAUAUUUCAACAAAAUUCCAACAAACUACUCAUUAUGCAGCGCGCUGCCCAUGAUUCUUUCCCAUCGUUAUGGGAAACACCUGGCGGCAAGUGUGACGAGUUGGAUGACUCGUUAUUAAGUAACCUCACUCGAGAGGUGUAUGAAGAAACUGGCCUCAUCACCCGUCACAUCGGCAAAUGUGUUGCCCCAAGGGGAGAUAGUUCUGAUUACCAGUUAUUUGGAGACGCCGGCGGUAACGGAUACCGAUUCGUUUGGCGUGGGAAAUCGGCUGUCAAGUACACCUUUUUGGUGACGGUGGACCAGUAUGACAGUGUGAAGCUGGAUCCGAAUGAGCAUCAGGACUUUAUUUGGGCUACCGAGGAGGAAUGCGCAGCAGGGCGAAGUGGUGAUAAAAGCAUCAAGUUUACGACUAAUGCGCAACGGGACACCAUCUUGGCGGCAUUUAAGGUGCAUCGAGAUUAA